Molecule: messenger RNA, 156 nt
Organism: Staurois parvus
Lineage: Eukaryota; Metazoa; Chordata; Amphibia; Anura; Ranidae
Source: the annotation of a GenBank genome assembly
AUGACAAGUCUCAGCUGGUGGUGUUGGUUCCCCCCUCAGUGCCCACCGCUCAGGUACCAACCUCUGUCACUACCGGGAGUACCGCAACCCUGUACUGCAUUGAGAAGGACGCCUCACCACCACCCACCUUCUCUUGGUAUAAGGACGGUGUCCUGA